AUGUCAUGGGAGUUACCCGUCUUGACUACUCUCAUCCUCAGUGUACUUGGCUUCUGGUGGAUUUAUAGCCCUCGCGCCAGCUACCAGAAGGCCUUGCUCUACGCAUUCCUCUGCAGUCUUACCGUCCUUGUCGAUACUCGUCGCCUGAUCGAAUACUUUUCUCCCGCCACGAUCGAAGCAUUGCUUGAUUUCCGCAUCCAUGUUCUUCUGAUCCAUCAUUUCAAGAUGGUCUUGACACUUGGUGCUGUCGUUUGGCUACUGCAUCGCUCGUGGCAGACAUUAUGGAAACCCGUUCCCGACCUAAUCAACAUUCUCGGCGUCGACGUGCCCGAACCUCCUGAUGUAUCUCUUGCUGGCAUCCGAUCCGAUGCUGCUACCCUGAGCUGGACUCGCCCUACCAGUAAUCGGCCGGUGCAAAAAUAUACUAUCCAAGUGAAUGGCGUUCAUGUUGGUGAUUCACCUGGAAAUGAAGUCGCAAUUACUGUGACAGGCUUGAAGCCAGAUCAUUUUUACAAUAUCAGGGUUGUUGCUGUCGGCCCGAACAACUUCCAGGCUGGAAGCAAGGUCCUACGCCUUCGAACUUUUGGAAAAGAUGGUAGACCUCAGCUGGGUAACUCACGCUUGCCUACCAGUUUUGCAAACAACGACCAUCCCCACCCCAAGAUUGGCGACGAAGAUGACGAAUCCGAUUCGCAAAAGAAGUCUCCGGUACCAACCGUCGAGGCGGCCCCUGUGCUGGAUGGUAACAACGCGUCUACGUCUGAUGUGAGCGCCACUGCUCCGAGCCAGCGACGAAAUACGGUCAACCGACGACACUCACCGUCCGUUGCUAGCAUGGAUCAACCUCAGAUCAAACUUCCACCUGUGGACGGUCCAGAACUGUCACUCGACGAACUGAACCGACGAUUCGAGUCCACCAGGAAAGAAGUUGACGAAAUCCUUGCCCAGUAUGCCAAAGAAGAAGCCGAACUCCAACAGCAGGAAGAAGAGCUUAAACAGGAGAAGGAAGCCAAGAGACAGGCUUUGAAGGAGAAAGAGGAGCAGACUGCGCAGCUGAAGGCGAGUGUUAGGACCACUAUGGAGCAGAUGCGUGCUGCGGAGAAAGAGCGAACGAAGAAGGAGCAGCAGCUAAAGGACAAGGAAAAUAAGAAGUCCAAAGUCCGUGAUACUGCUUCUAAGCUCGAGAAUGACAUUGAGAGGAUGAAGAAGGAGCGAGAUGGCUUCGAGGCUCAGAAGAAGGAGCUGAAAGAAAAGAGAGACAAUGACGGCCAGGAACUUGAUGAUUUCAACGCGAAGCUACAGGAGAAAUGUGCCGAACUUGAAGCUGAGCUCCGGGAGAAGGGAAAACAACUCCAGGACCUCAAGGCUACCCGCGAAGAGCUUCCUGGUGCGGACGAUGAGCAGUGGAAGGAGAACGAUGUUGUCGUGCGGAAGGAGUGGGACGCCAGGAGAAAGGAGUUGCACAGCCAGCUGGUAGCGGAAACCAAGAAACUCCAUAACCUGGAUUCGCAGAUUCGGUAUCUUAGGGAGGAGCACCACAAUAUGGGACUGUACUACAGCAACCAACCAGACCCUACUGCCGCAGAGUUUGAGCCUGCAACAGCUCAGGACCCCAGAGACAGCGGGAACUUCGACUCUCUUUCCCAUCUCAACCUGUCACCGCCGCCCAACCAGUUUGGACCACCUGACGACUCUUUCUCUGGUUUCAGCCGUGCUGGAUUUAGUCAAAUAUUGUUUAUGGACCACAACGCGGCCGACAACGCUGAUGAUCACCAGUCAGAGGCCGACUUCAGGGCUAACGCGGGACCUCUUAGUCCUACUGCCCAUUCUCUUCUUCCUUCAGGCAUCUUUGACGAAACUUUUGAGGAUGCUGAAGAGCAUCUUCCAAACCAGUACUUGCCAGAAUCUGUCACAGCUGCAGAGGAGGAUAACCCGCAAUCGCCAUUAUCGUCAGAUGGACGCUCUCUCAACAUGUUCUCCAGUCCUCAUGGCUCGUCUCACAACUUGCCUUUCCCUCAGUACAACGACAUGGACUCGCAAUCCCUGAACAUCAACUCAUCCCCACAGCAAGCGCCCCUUCAAUCGAGUCACCGACUAUCUAGCUUGUUGUCUAAUUUCCAACGCAGGGGAGCAAAACCGGCGGAUGUUGAAGGACCUGCGAUUGGCAGCCUUAAGGCGGGUCAGAGCCAAUCGUUCCCACGAAGCACUGAUGAUCAUGACAUGCCAGGCAGCAAGCGUAGGAUAAGUUUCUCAUGGAUGAAUAGGCACUCGGGAGAACCCAGCCGGUCGAGCAUGGGUCCUACUUCCAGGCCAUUUUCUGCUCGGAGACUGAACCCGUUUGCCAGCAGUGCUGGCGCUCUUACAGGAGACAACGAUUCUCCCGACUCUCGGCCUGCGUCAAUUGCUUCCACGGACCUUCCUCGACCCUCGACUGACAGUGGCUCAAUCUGGAACAUGCCGGGUGAUUUCUCUAUGCUAGCCAAGAACCGAGUCUGGUCGCCGAACGAAGGGCGCUGGUCUUCCAGAAACCCAUCUCGCCGUCCUUCACUUGGUGCCGCCCCGACCGUGCUUGAGACGACUCUUGCAACAGCCAAUGAUGAGAUCCUCGACGAUCGUGACUUGCUCGACCCUCAGACAUCACCUAGUCAGAUUGGUGUCAUCGGAUCACGUCCGCCUAGUCACCGAGCAUCAAUGAAUCGAAAUCUCAACCCAGCGGCACCCACGUUUAGGACACCAUCUUUCUUUGGUCGCAGAGAUAGAGACGCUAGCCCCGACAAAGGAUCGAAGGGUAAAGAAAAGCGUGGUAAAUCCAAAGAGGGCCGUACUAAGGGCAUAGAAGCUUUGACACCCACCGUCGAAGUGCCACCAAACCUUGAUGACUCGCCAUCAAGUCCACGAAUGUCUCGCGACGCUUAUUCUGUUCACACGCAGAACUCGAUAUCGGAAUCUCAUGAGUCUUUGGAUUUGGGCAUGACAGCCUCGAAUUCGACGACGGACAACAACGCUGCGAGCCACAAAGAUGCCGAUAGCAGUGUGGUCAAGAAGCUGUUUAGGAAGGGAAGCUCCAGCAAGUUUAGCACACUGUCUUCCAGGCUGAGUAAGGACUCUGUCUUGUUUAAAAAGGGGCCCGGCAGCAGCACAUUUUCCGAGAAGAACAUGUCAUCAGAGCAUCGACCUAGUAUUGGCGAUGCCGACGAGCUUGACGAGGACAUAUCUCAGCUUGGCCGCAGCUACGACAGUAUGGCUAGCAGCCCUUCGUUGGGUCAAGGCAGCUUCAAGUCCAAGGACGCCCCUAAGGAGGGUCGCAUGGGAACGUGGCGCUUCUCGAUGAAGAAGAAGACGAAAGAGCCUGCCGCGAAAGAGAAGGAAAGUUUGGAAAAUGACAGGCCUGUAGAUGAGUAG
Molecule: messenger RNA, 3402 nt
Organism: Fusarium coffeatum
Lineage: Eukaryota; Fungi; Ascomycota; Sordariomycetes; Hypocreales; Nectriaceae
Exons: 3
Coding region: 1-3402 (1133 amino acids)
Molecular function (GO): protein binding
Source: RefSeq, a predicted model, not a curated record